AUGCCUCUACAUUCAACUAUAUCGUCAAACACCAUCAAAACCCCACCACGCACAACAAGUCUCAGGUUUCGACAAAUGAUCAUGAAUUCGCCGCCCUCCUCCCCCUUGUCCAUGUUUGACGACGGCUUCGAACAAAUUGAUCUCAAUUCGACUUGCACUGAUGAAGUUGGUUGUAGCUUACACUCCACAACGAGUAGCUCUUCAUCAUCUUCCUCCAUUACCGAAUGCUGCGGUGAUGAUCUCACGUUAGAAAACAUGUCAAAUGUGAUAGCAGCAGCCAUUGAACUAUCCAUGUCCAAUCACAAGCGCUUGUCUUCACUCUCUGCGGGCAAUGCAUCCAUCAAAUACACUAAGAAAUCAACAAAAAAGAGAGAAAAUAGGUUUUCCAAGCACCUGUUUCGAUGGAGCACUAAUCCCACCACUUCCACCACAACCACACCUAUUCUACCCAAGCCAAUGCGAGUAUAUGAUGAUGGUAAACAAGAACCGCUGUAUCGUGGUAUCCGUGUCCAGGAAGUCCCUACUACCUUUGAUCCAAUGAUCAUUCCACUUGAUUUUCACCCAAACAGUUCGUUGCAGAGACCCCAAUUUGCCCGCAUCAGUUAUUAA
Mucor velutinosus is the source of this 609-nucleotide messenger RNA. It is a transcript of the gene OAC1, whose product is annotated as Mitochondrial oxaloacetate carrier protein. The record is from RefSeq and is a predicted model, not a curated record. Bases 1 to 609 code for a protein of 202 amino acids. NCBI's taxonomy places the organism in Eukaryota, Fungi, Mucoromycota, Mucoromycetes, Mucorales, Mucoraceae. The transcript has a single exon.